This is a messenger RNA of Asterias rubens (European starfish), 2731 nucleotides long. RefSeq names its product UDP-D-xylose:L-fucose alpha-1,3-D-xylosyltransferase 1-like. Gene Ontology annotation, molecular function: glycosyltransferase activity. The record is from RefSeq and is a predicted model, not a curated record. Lineage: Eukaryota; Metazoa; Echinodermata; Asteroidea; Forcipulatida; Asteriidae. The coding region runs from base 162 to 1400 and encodes 412 amino acids. The transcript has 3 exons. Gene Ontology annotation, cellular component: Golgi apparatus.
UUCACAUUUCAGCCCGAGUUCCGCAUCUUGCGCCUUGCGGCGCUCUAUAAUCUUUGCUUCAUGCUACUGAGUUGUAUUGCAUUAACAACAUACAGAGCAGCAGGGACCAAUAGUCGUUGUCACUUGUGAGACAAUCUACUUCAUUCCUUGACGAGUAUUACAUGUUUAAAAAAAGAUCAUCGUAUGGUGUCCAUUUAACACUUGCUGUGUCUUGUAGUUGGCUUCGUUUGUUGCUAGAGUCAUUUAAUUAUAUCAAAGAUACAGUGUAUUGGGCUGUGCAUUCACGCAGCAACCGUACACGAAGACAACCAUUUGAAUGCUUACCGAUCCAAAGGGAAAGGGAGAAACUGCAGAAUUUGAUGAAAGUAAGUAUACAAACGCAAAGCAUGCAUUUCAAAGCCAACGUGUUAAUGUUUGUGACGUACUCCUUAGCGGUUGUGUACAUCUUUAUUGCAUUUUCGACAACACGAAAGAAAACCACGUGUGUUGAUACCCCCUCUUUGAAGUCAGAUGCGUACAAAGUUGACACAAACCUACGAAUUGAAGCUACGUAUAACCAGUUUCAACCGACAAAAACCUCGACCCGGCUAUCUCCCGGGGAUGGGGAUGGGGAUGGGGGUGGUUCCCCGGAGCCGUACCAGUGCACCGCAUCGGAUCUUCAGAGGAGAUCCGGCACCAUCCUUCUGACCACCACCAAUUCUGCUUAUUUGGACUUCACAGAAAAUUGGCUUGAGAGCAUCAGGCGCACGAGAGCCUGCCCUAAUAUAUCGGUGGUUACUGAAGAUGACCAAGCGUUUAAUUAUCUCUCCAAUAAGACAAUGGCCGGACUGAAUGUCUUGAUGACUCAGACUGCUAAGUCAACAACUGGAAAGCUCGUCUUCAAUACCAAAGAGUACAAGAAGUUCGUCAAUAAGAGACAGGGGUAUAUCUUAGAUCUACUGGAACAGGGCUGGGAGGUUCUGUUCAGCGAUGUGGACACUUUCUGGCUACGGGAUCCGUUUCUAUUUUUCCAGGGGAACUUUGACAUGGCACUUGAGGAAGAUAACCAUGAACCAGCCUCAUACUGUGCCGGGUUUGUCUACUUUCGACCAACCGAACGAACCAUGCAGUUUGUCAAGGAGUGGAUCCGGUUUAUGGCCAACGACAAGACCAUGAAGCCGGAUCAAGUGGUUAUGAAUAUCAUGAUCCGGCGAAAAGUGAUAGCCGGAUUGAAGCUCCGGGUUCUUGACUCCAAUAAAUUUCCGAAUGGGAAAUUAUUUUUCGAUGACGAAUGGAGGAAGGACAAAAAGGACUUUGUUGUCGUGCAUAACAACUGGAUUGUCGGACACGAUCCGAAAGUUGAACGGUUCCGAAACUGCAGUAUGUGGCUCGUUGAUCACAAAGAAUUCAAGUCUAUGUGAUCCGGUGUGGCAGGAGGUUCUGUUCCCCAAAUAUUUUGCUCCCACGGCGAACUGUGUACUUUACUUCUCAUAGCGCCCUCUUUUGAAACACCCUCCUUCACAGGCCACAUUAUUUUCCCAUUUUGGGGGACAUAAUCUCCGGUGGACCGAUUUCCCUGGGACACCCGGAACUCGUUUUUUUUGUUAGAACUCAUCCACAAAGUGCUUUCACUAUGAUAUAUAAAUUGUUAACACUUCAUCAAUUCAUAUCAACUCAUCAGGGUAGAAUUAUUACACAUUAUUAUUAUACACAUAAUUUCGGGCUACGACGAAACAAAAUUCUUUCCAAGCUGAGAUGGUUUGAGAACUGAAUUAACGCACGAUGACCAGGGGGGAAUAAUGUUGGAAGUGCUUUGAGAUGCCCUAUGGGUGUGAAAAGCACUCCAUAAAAACUGGUUAUUACUAUUAUGGGUUGAUGCAGGUUUGAUUUUGAUAUUCAGCUGCAGCUACAACACAAUAAAUCAAAUACUUGUGGAUUUCAAUUUGUUACUAUGAUGUCUAAAAAUGCCCUACAGUAAUUGAUCAUGCAUGCACAUUCACAAACCAAAUCAAAUCAGGAUACAAACACGGUUGUAUUCGUUUUAAAUUAUUUAUUCAUAUUAUCCAAAUUUAUUUAUUAUAAAUUAUUUAUAUGUAAAAUAUAAUUUGUUAAAAUUAUACAUAUUUAGACUUUAAGAUUAAAGGUGGAAUAAAUUAUCUUUGUUAAAAAAUAUGUGCAAGUAAUACACUAAUAAAUUUGUUUUUAAAGAUGCAUUGUCAUAGUUUGGUCAAAAUUUAAGGUCACAAAUUAAAGGGGCUAUCUCAUCUGUCCUGCGGCUGUGCAUGGAAAUAUUAACUGAUGAACCCACCACAUGAUAAUUUACAUCCCAGGCAUGGACAUGCCCUUCCAGGAUGUAGAUGCGAGGGUGCCCAGGGUGUAGGUCACCAAGUGGUGGGUUCAUCAUUAGUUUAUAUAGUGCCAUGCACAACUGCAGGACAGGCGAGAUAGCCCCUCUCAAUGUGGUACAUUGCUAUUUGGUAGGGGUAGGAAAAGUUAUCAACUUUCAUAUAAUACAUUGAUCAUUGAAUGGUUCUUCGCCAUCAAAAUUGAAUACGAAAUUGCUUGUUAACAAGUUAGUUUUAUGCUAACAAUUAGUUUGAGUAAGUACCGAUAGUACCGAUAGUGUCCAGUGCCUUUAACCUCUCUGAGGAACAAAUGUAUUUAAAACAUAUUAUUGUCCUAUAUUUUGCUAAAAAACUGUACAUUUAUUUGAACUGUUUCAAAAAAUGAAAUUAAUAUUUUUGUGCACACA